AAUAAUAAAAUUAAUAUAUAUUCAAAUUGGAAUUUAAAAAAUUACACGUGUUAAUUGCAAUAAUAUACAUAUAUAUUUACACGAUGUUGUAAAGAUUUUUAAGAUAUAAGAGUGUUACGUGAACAUAAUUUUUCUAGCUUUUCCUAAUAUUUUGAUAAUGGCUUGUUAUUAUAAUUUAUCAAGGAGACUGAAUAAAUUGUACAUUGUCAAAUUAUGUGUUCCAAAGGAGAAACCACUAAGUAUUUGUAGAAAAUACACAAAUAAAGUACUUAAAAAUGACAGUCAUGCUGAUGACAAUACUCCACGAGAGGUAUUAAAGAAGAAAAUAGCUAAUAAUGAAUUAAUUCACGACGAUUAUCAAAUAAAAAUCGUUGAAAGUUUACAACGAGUUUACGAUGAUCUGAAAGGCUAUAAACCUUCUAAAGUUUCAUCGUUUUUAAGUAAAUUGUUCAAAAGUAGUAAUGCUAAUAAACCACCAAAAGGAUUAUAUAUUUAUGGUGCUGUAGGCGGUGGUAAAACAAUGUUAAUGGAUCUUUUCUACAAUUGUUGUCAAAUAGAAAAUAAACAAAGAGUUCACUUCAAUUCAUUUAUGUUGGAUGUUCACGCAAAAAUUCAUCAAGUUAAAAAAACAAUAAAAAGAGAUGCCAGUGAAACGAAACUCAAACCGUUUGAUCCUAUACCUCCAGUUGCUCAAAUGAUUACUGAAAAAACUUGGCUGCUCUGCUUUGACGAGUUUCAAGUCACUGAUGUAGCUGAUGCUAUGAUUUUAAAACGCCUCUUCACUCAGCUUUUUACUAAUGGAGUAGUCGUUGUAGCAACGAGUAAUAGAUCACCAGACAAUUUGUAUAAAAAUGGAUUACAGAGAAGUAAUUUUAUACCGUUCAUUCAAGUACUUAAAGAUCAUUGUGCAAUUGAAAGUCUGGAGUCAGGAAUAGACUACAGAUUAAAAUUGGGCUCAGGUAAAGAUACCAAAUAUUUUAUUAGUGGUCAGGAUCCAGAAGACGCUGUAGAUACGAUCUUCAAAUACUUAUGUUCAAUGGAAAAUGACACUGUUAGGCCGAAAACUUUAUCAUUUAAAGGUCGCAAUGUGACAUUUAAAAAAACUUGUGGGCAAAUUAUUGAUUCAUCAUUCGAAGAACUAUGUGAUAGACCUUUAGGAGCAAGUGAUUACCUUGAAAUAUCUCAAGCAUUCCAUACAGUCAUUAUAAGAGACGUCCCUUUACUUAAUUUACGACUUAAGUCACAAGCAAGAAGAUUUAUUACGUUGAUCGAUACUCUGUAUGAUAAUAAGAUAAGAGUUGUGAUAUCGGCAGCAGCUGCUCCUAAUAAAUUAUUUGUACCUGAAGGCGAUUCCGAAUACACCGAUGAGAAACGAAUGCUCAUGGAUGAUUUAGCAAUAUCUCAUGGCUCUGAUAACCAUAAAUCAAAUAUUUUUACUGGAGAAGAAGAAUUAUUUGCAUUCGAUCGUACAGUAUCACGGCUUUGUGAAAUGCAAACAAAAGAAUACUGGGAACAGUGGGAACAGUACAAAUAACAAUAAUAGAUAAUAGAAAUAUUUAACUAUAGUGAAAUAUAAUUAAAACUUAAAUAAUAAAAAUUGAUAAGUAAUGAAAGUAAUAAGUUACGAUCGUAUGUACGCAUAUGUUGUGAUUUGUUAAGUUUAAAUUUAGUACCUCGAAUAAACAACUAGGGACCUCUAGUCAAUUGAGCUUAAUGCAAAAUCCAUGUUAUUAAAAAAAAAAAAAAAAAUAACACUAUUAUACAUGAAAGGUUUUAUAGGUUAAAUGUGUUUGUAAAUAUUAUUUAUU
This is a messenger RNA of Cotesia glomerata, 1808 nucleotides long. RefSeq names its product putative ATPase N2B. Gene Ontology annotation, cellular component: cytoplasm; mitochondrion. The record is from RefSeq and is a predicted model, not a curated record. The transcript is spliced from 6 exons. NCBI's taxonomy places the organism in Eukaryota, Metazoa, Arthropoda, Insecta, Hymenoptera, Braconidae. Bases 158 to 1534 code for a protein of 458 amino acids. Gene Ontology annotation, molecular function: ATP binding; ATP hydrolysis activity.